UCGCUCGUGCGUCCGGUUGGAUGGGGUGCGGGCGGGGCUGUCUGCAUCUGCUCUAACACGGUGUGAGGGAGCGUAUGAUUGUUUUGUCACCUGGGUCGGCCCAUCCACUUCCUGCUAUGCCGGGCGCGGUUGUGGUCAAACUCUUGUCACCUUACCCAAUAGAAUAUGGGGGUAAGUGGGAGGGUUACCACCCGUUUGCGCAUCGGUACGCCUGUUCAUCUAAUUCCCAAGCCUCGCCUCAUCCCCAUUUUUCAGCUGGAAAGACCGAGGCUCUUUGGCCCCACUCUUGAGGGCCUGUAGGAGGUAGGGUGGCUUCGGAGUUGGCCCCCAGGGUCCUCAGGGUUGACUUGGGCUUGGCUUGGACGUUGUCUUCCUCCACCCUUCCAGCCCGACACGUUUCAGAGGGCAUUACUGAAAGGGAGCUCUUUGGGGAAGGAUUGCUCUCCUAACCUGCCACCAGGGCUCUCCUCUAACUUAUCAAAUAUGUGGCAUUGGGCCUGAGGGAGGAGGCCCAAGGGAAUCUGAGGAUGGCUAUAGACAGAGGGAGGGGUUGAGACAAUGGCUAUGAACAGAUGUCAUACUGUACCCUGCUCCUGCCAGACCUACUUGGACUACAUUAUGUUGGGGCUAGGCAACCUCCCCUGUCUACCUCCUCCUUGCUGCUGGCCCAGGCAACUGUACAGGAGCCAGUAGUAUUUCCUUGUGGUGGGUGUGGCAGGGAUGAGACUUCUUUGUUUUGGGGUCUUUGGGUGCCUCAUUCAGGCCAUCACUCCCACGAAGAGCUAGUGUGUUGGUGACCAUCCAGGGCUCCUAAAAGCAGAGGCAUGCCGAGGUAUACAUUACAUACUGAGUCUGCCGCAGCAUGACCCCCAUGCUCUUUCUGCUGGGAGUAUUUUAAUGGGGAUGAUGCAGAUCACAGAAGGGUAGGGUUGGCAGGCAGUGUGAUCCCAGGGGUCCUCCACCAGGAGCUCUGGGCCAGGAAAUGCUCCUGGGGAAUGCUGGGCCCAGGUUCACCAUGGAGUUUGGGCAGAUUUGGCCUUGCCUUCCCUAAGCUUGCAGGAUGAUUCCCAGAGGUGAGGUCUGUGCUGGGCAGGCACAGAGAAUCCACUGACCCAGUCAGGAAAGGUUUCCUGGAGUACGCAGCUGGAGCUGAGUCCAGGAGAGAGUUCCAGGCAGAGGGAACUACGUAUCAGAGGGAGGGAGCUAAGCAAUCCAGGCUCUCUGGAAUGGAGUGGGGGAAGGUAGAUGGUGCAGGGCUCGUGACUGGUUGGGUCAUCUGGACUUUGUCUUGGGGGCCUGCAGGGAGCCUUGUGUGGACCUAAGGAGUACUGAAUAUGAAGGGUGUGGCAUUGGGAAGUGUGUGGUCUCUGACCGGACUGGUCCUAGGCCUUUUCACCUGUAUUGGUGCUAAAUGCACUCAUUAAUUCAUUCAGUUCUUAGUUAUCCUAGGUCACAGCAGAGGAGCCUCAGGUUGUACCUAGAGGCACUGAGCAACUGGAAUCGUAACCUGCCCAGCUUCUCAGAGAAUGAGGCUAUUGGCAUUAAUCCUGGGAACCCCCAUGGUGGGCAGCAGACAAGCUGUUCCUGGGCACAGAGCAGGGACCUAACCUUGGCCAUCAGAGGAUCAGCAUCCAAGGGUGACCAGUCUCUGUGGGUGGGACUCAAAUUGGCGAUAGAGGAAGCAGAGGCUAGAGAAGGGAUACUGAAGGCCCUGGGUGGGGGAAGGGACUAUAGCAAGCUAUUUCCACCUCUCCCAGCCUCAGUCUCCUUAUCUGUAAAGUAGGCAUAAUAAGGAUAUUCUUCCCAGUGUUACUUGAGGUGAAAGGCAUGUGGAUGGCUCUUAUCUAGUUCUAGGCACAGAGGGACCCAGGAAGUGACCAUUGGUAUUUUUAGAGGCCACACAGCCUGGCCAGGCAAAGCAGAUCAGGUGACUUCCUCUUUCAGCUAUUUUCUCUCUGGUGGAAACAGUGACCAAGGUUUCUUCACUGCCCUGUCUAGUCCACAAGCAUCUCAUCGAGAGGCUGUCAUGCUGGGGACUCCCCACUUCUGCACCACAUCAUGAAGGGAAGUGAAUGCAGGUGCCGCACCUCCCUCCCAUGGCUGCCCUGAGGACACAGUGGGAUGGUGCACAAGGAGGGCGUGUCCUCUGCAGGGCUGUGUUCACAGCUGGAGGCCAGUGAAUGCCCUCGAGAGCCAAACACUGGAUCCUAAAGGGGGUUUGGAAAGUGUCAAGAGAAUGGCAUGUGGGAGCAGCAACUGCAUGAAUCUGCCAGUUGGAACUCAGGGAAGGUCAAGGAGGCUGAAUGAAGCCUAUUUCCUGUAAUCAAAGAAAUGGGGAACACAGAAAGGCUUUUGUGCCUAGGAGCCCCACAGUGCCCGGUGAUUUGGGCAACCAGCUGGAGGCAAAGCUGGACAAGCCGACAGUCGUGCACUACCUCUGCUCCAAGAGGACAGACAGCUACUUCACACUCUGGCUGAACCUGGAACUGCUGCUGCCUGUCAUCAUUGACUGCUGGAUUGACAAUAUCAGGCUGGUCUACAACCGAACGUCCCGCACCACCCAGUCUCCUGAUGGUGUGGAUGUGCGUGUCCCUGGCUUUGGGAAGACCUUCUCACUGGAGUUCCUGGACCCCAGCAAAAGCAGUGUGGGUUCCUAUUUCCAUACCAUGGUGGAGAGCCUUGUGGGCUGGGGCUACACACGAGGUGAGGACGUCCGGGGGGCCCCCUAUGACUGGCGCCGAGCUCCAAAUGAAAACGGGCCCUACUUCCUGGCCCUCCGUGAGAUGAUCGAGGAGAUGCACCAGCUGUAUGGGGGCCCCGUGGUGCUGGCUGCCCACAGUAUGGGCAACAUGUACACGCUCUACUUUCUGCAGCAGCAGCCACAGGCCUGGAAGGACAAGUAUAUCCAUGCCUUUGUGGCACUGGGUCCGCCCUGGGGGGGCGUGGCCAAGACCCUGCGCGUCCUGGCCUCAGGAGACAACAACCGGAUCCCAGUCAUUGGGCCCCUGAAGAUCCGGGAGCAGCAGCGGUCUGCCGUCUCCACCAGCUGGCUGCUGCCCUACAACUAUACCUGGUCACCCAAAAAGGUCUUCGUGCACACACCCACAGCCAACUACACGCUGCAGGACUAUCGCCGCUUCUUCCAGGACAUCGGCUUCGAAGAUGGCUGGCUCAUGCGGCAGGACACGGAGGGGCUGGUUGAGGCCAUGGUGCCACCUGGCGUGCGACUGCACUGCCUCUACGGCACUGGUGUCCCUACGCCAGACUCCUUCUACUAUGAAAGCUUCCCGGACCGCGACCCGAAGAUCUGCUUUGGUGAUGGUGACGGCACUGUGAACUUGCGGAGCGCCCUGCAGUGCCAGGCCUGGCGCGGCCGCCAGGAGCAAGAAGUAUCACUGCAGGCACUGCCGGGCACCGAGCACAUCGCGAUGCUGGCCAACGCCACUACCCUGGCCUAUCUGAAACGUGUGCUCCUCGGGCCCUGAUUCCUAUGUUGGGCAGGGCUCUGGGAUGGCCUGGCCACCACUGCUUCUCCUGGCCUCUAGGGCAACCAUAGCCCAUGAGUUGAGCAGUUUGUGACUGACCAUCUAAGGCCCUGGAUCUUGGGUUGUGAAGUGGGGAAAUGCUGGGUUGUUUAUCCUUCGUCUCUGGGAAUGAGGAAGGAAGACAUAGCCUGAACUUACUUGAGGGACCCUUGGAAAGAAUGCUGCUGAUGGUGGAAUUGUGACCUCAGGACUGGCUCCGCAGGUGGAUUGGCUGGCACCUGGCCCCAAUCCCCAGUGCUGGGGCCUUGUGUUCCUCCUACCCCUGUGGCCUUUUCACACUCGCCCACCAGGGCCUGGCUCCUCAGCUUUCUUGUGAGGGAUGUGACUGAACUGUGGUCCCUAGGUUGGGCUCCUGGUCCCUAGGGUGUACCUUCUCACACAUUGGCCACAAGUCGGCCUGCUACUGGCCAUGGGUGGCUGGAGCUGCUGUCUUCGCUGUGGCCUAGCUGCUCACACAGCCUGACUGUGGCUUUCUGGGGGCAGCCCGGUUCCCCCUGCAGGCAGGGGUGGGUGGUUAGGUUCUCCAUGGUUCCCAGGCCCUGGGGCAUUCACUCCUACCUCCCUUACUUCUAAGAACAGCCUAGCUCAGGGCUGGGCAGCAGAUGGAGCCCCAGCUCUCGGAUCUGUGUCCCAGGAGCCCUGAUCUCCUUGGCUGGGCCGUUACCCACAGUACUGAUGCAGCCUCCCUUUGCCCUGGGGCUGUGGUUCAAGAAUGAGAGCAGAGCCUGGUGCCAUGCCCUCUAGGUACUCAUGAAGAAAGAGGACUCAAGGAAGCAGCCAAGGCCAAUCAGAGCCACCCUGAGCUGCCCUCUUGCUGACCCUCCACCACAUUGCCACCCUGCCCAGGAUCUCUCUAGCAUUCACGUGGGCUGGCACAGGACUGAGAGGAGGUAGGACUCUUGCCCACUCUGCCCAGCACCCAUCCCCACCAGGCAGCUCAGUGGUGUUUAGUCAGCAGGGACUCGCCCAGAAACUUGAGUGGGCCCCUGAGAGAGCCAGGUGCCUUAGGGGCCCCCUAGGGGUUUUCUUCCUGCUCCAGAGGUGCUGCAUGGAUCUCCCUGUGAUAGCAGGGAUGGAGGAUGUGGAUCUGCCUUGGUGGUCUCCAAGUGGGCAAUGCCUAAAGGCCAAGACUUGGGUCUAGCCUCUGGGGUGGAGCCCCAAAGCCACAGUCAGGCUGGACUGUGCUUCGCUCCUACAAGGUUUCUGAGAAGCGGAAUUUUCUCUGUUGCAUUCAUACCCAGCAUCUGUCUCUCCCUUUGUUCCUGAGUGGUGGGCCCCACAUGGGGCUCUAAGCAGGCUGUACCUCGAUUCUGGCAAUAAAAGUACUCUGGAUGCUGUAAAGUGCCCUGGCCUAGCCUCUGCUCUGAACAUGAGAGGAAGGAGGCAGUGGAAGGGUGAGGGGGCUAGCGAGGCAAGUAAUCAGAGGCUGGACCUUGACCUUCCUGGGCCCUUGAUGGGUUCUCUCAGCACCAAAGCAUGGCUCCUGUGCACCUCUUUGGGUUUUAUCCUUCCCCCUCUC
This is a messenger RNA of Mesoplodon densirostris (Blainville's beaked whale), 5064 nucleotides long. RefSeq names its product phospholipase A2 group XV (gene PLA2G15). The coding region runs from base 2304 to 3485 and encodes 393 amino acids. The record is from RefSeq and is a predicted model, not a curated record. Gene Ontology annotation, cellular component: lysosome. Gene Ontology annotation, biological process: phosphatidylcholine metabolic process; ceramide metabolic process. The transcript has 7 exons. Lineage: Eukaryota; Metazoa; Chordata; Mammalia; Artiodactyla; Ziphiidae.